AUGGAUGCGCAACCGGCGCCCAGGUCUGGGAUCCCUCGCCGCGGACCACCUCUCGCCCCCAUCCGGACCGACUUAUCCCAGCAACUUCUUCAACAGCAGCAGCUGCACCAACAAAAGCCACAGCUGCAACAACCCCAGAAGCCGAAACAGCUUCCAACCUUGCAAAAGCCGCGGCCCAAUCGUCUUCGGCCCGCCGAGCCCACCACCCAACAGGCCGAAAAGGUUCCGCCUCAACCAGAACCGGCCACGCGCAAGCCUUCAAAGUCUAGUCUGAAGAGCCUGUUCAGUCGGAAUAAAGCUGUCCGAGAUGUCAAAAAGAAAGACAACCCUCUUCCUCAGGUCAGCGAGAGACGCGAGUCAGAUGCCCAAUCUAUACAACCUCCAGAGACACCGCGGUCCUUCGCGGGCACUGUCACCUCAGUCACGACCGUUGUUGCUUCAGCCGACCUUACAACGCCAAUUGCCACCCCAACCGAGCCACAUUUCGAAAAGAAGGGCCCCAUUCAAACCGCCAAGGCGAAACCCACCCGGAAAUCCUCCUCGCCCUGGGUUCCGCCGCCGCUUUUCCAGGCCUAUCCCCAGGCAUUGAAGCAUGCAACGCUAUUUGCACCAAUUCUUUCCGCCGAGGCCAUCUUGCGCAUUCAAUCUUCAAAAACGACUGCUGAAGCCAAGGAAGAGAACUCAACACCUCCAGACUCGUCCGCUGCAAAGAAGAAGGAUGAAAAAGACAAGAAGCACGCAAGGCGAAUGUCAAUGGCUUCUGGUGAUACUUUGCUAGCGAGAAAGAUAUUCGUCUUGGUAACCUCUGGUCGCCUUUUACAAUACGCAGCCGAGGGUCGCCAUGAUAGACUUCCGGAGAAAUUGAUGCGCCUGGGCUCAACCUCAGCAGCCUUUGCUAGUGACGCUAUCCCCGGCAAACCCUUCGUUAUUCAAGUAACACAGCAAUUCUCCAGUGAUGGCAAAGCUCCCACAGAGACCACCGGCCGAGGGUUAUUGUCCAGGUUUGGGAUCCAGGGCUCCGAUGCACGCCGUAUGGUGCGGACCUUUCUGAUGGUGCUAUCUGAUCCCGAAGAGAUGAAUUCAUGGCUAGUAUCUCUGAGAAUGACCAUUGAAUCUGUAGGCGGGAAGCAUUUUGUACCAGAGUCACCCGUCGAAGACAAAAAUGCAGCCGCUGGGAAAAUAAACCAAGCUACCUCGUCCACGCGGGCAUCACGACAACUCAAUAUUCGAAGACCAAGUCUGAAUGACUUCAGCAGCCAACAUUCAGGAGGAUCGUUUCGAGCUCCCUCGCGGACCUCAAUCGCCCCUACAAUGAAUAGGAAGAACUCGUACCAGGACUCAACGCCUUCGACCAACCUCGCCAAAGCAUUGAGCCGCCGUUCAAUCACCGCACCUUCUGAUGCCAUAUCCAUUGCAACGACUGCUACUAUGUCCAUGGAACCAGACACUAUCUACGAAGAUCCACGAGAUGCACCUCUUCCCCCGACAAGAACUCCGACUAUCUCCCAGCCUCCUUCUCUCAAGCCAUCACCUGCGACUUCACCUGUUCAGUCACCUCCAACUACCCCUCGACUACGUAAUAUGCCUACUAUUCCUAGUAGUACUAUCCGACCAUCCAUGUACGCAGCCUCUCCGCCACCGCAGCCAGACCAUCGAAGGGAAGACCCUGCGCCUAGUCGUAGGUUAUCCUACAUUUCCAGUGCGCAUUCUCCUCCACAAAGUCCUUCGGCUUCUCCCAUUCCUCCGAAUUUUAGUGUGCCUUCGUUUAGUACACGAUUCACGAUACCUCGUCGUGGUAGUGGACCGUCAGUAAACUCGGAUACAGAUGAUCCUCCGACAGGCCCUUCUUCGCCUGUGGAACAGACUGAACCUCGAAGAAAAUAUUCCGGGUUAAACAUAGACAUGGGAAGAAUAGCAGCUGCCAAUAUGGCCAAGCGCUCUUUGGCCACUGAAGCCCGUUCAAACACACCAAAUCCUAUAUCACCAACCAAAUCAUCCCUGCCCGGGCCAAGGGGUAUUCCCUUACAUACCACACCAUCCCAACCUUCCUCGCGAUAUGCACACAAAGUGCAGUCACCAGAAAUCUCGCAAAAACCAUCAGCCAGCGAUGCUCGAGCUGCCCUGCCGACUCCGCAGAAAAGCCGACCAUUGAUGAGAUUGCCCAAGCCAAACGAACCCGACACACUCACGGCGUUGCCCAGCUUUGCUCAGUCUGCGCCGGGAACUGACCGAAUAAAACGAACGUCAGUUACUACCGCCACGCCAUCAAGACCACCAUCCCAAAUUGUGCCGCCAUCGCUUCAAGCACCUAGGAUUCCCAGUGCCGUUGGACAGAGAGCCAGUAGGAUGGCAAUUCCUGCAUCCAAGUCUCCUCCAGUCGGAAUCACUGAGCAGGAAAGGCAGCCGACGCGCCGUCUUUCCGCACUACCGCAACAGAGAUCGAUAUCGCCUCGCAAGAAGAGCAUCCCAAGCCCAAGUUUGGCCAUGUCGCCUCCAGCGCCACCGCCUGAUUGCCCCUUACCCGAGGUUCCGUCCGAUAUCCCAGGGCGACGCCUUCCUACGUGGCGAAAACACUCGUUACUGCCUGCUCCAAAUAUGGAUGCGCGAAAGCAGCAGAGCCCUGAACUGCGUCAAAUAGGCUUUGCAAGAAGGCAACAAAUAUCUCCUCCAACGCCAACAUCUUCAAUACCCCGUCAUGAUCCACACGGUCCAUGA
Molecule: messenger RNA, 2715 nt
Organism: Talaromyces rugulosus
Lineage: Eukaryota; Fungi; Ascomycota; Eurotiomycetes; Eurotiales; Trichocomaceae
Exons: 1
Coding region: 1-2715 (904 amino acids)
Source: RefSeq, a predicted model, not a curated record